AGUAUUGAGAUAUUCCUCUAUAUGAACUUAUGCGAUUCAACCUUAUCCAUGUUAUUUUCGUUUCAAUCCUUGGGAAAGAUCGAUAUGAAGCAUGCUAAUCUGGCAUUCGUGCUUGAAAUUCUUGAAUGUAACUGAAAUUCACAUAUGUAGUACGUCUUUAAAUGAUGCUUCUAGAACAUUUAGGCAAAUGUGUGACAAUUUCUUCUGUCGUUGAUACCAGUCUUUUGGAAAUUAAGGCGAUCCUAUGCCUCCAUUGUUAUACACCAAAAUUUUAAGGAAAAUUUAUAUACAUGCACUAAAAUCUUAUGUACUUGUAUAUCUAACACAUAAACCUGUUUAUUUACAUACAAAGCACCUUACAUAUCAAUCAAAUGGUGCGUUCCAUAUAUAUAUAUAUAUUUUUUGGUGGGUCGAUAUGAAGGAGUUGCUGUCAUAAAUGUAAGUAGACAAAAAUAUGGCGUUAGCUAUGUAGAUUCAUGGAAAGAUGGUUGUAUAUAUGCAAAUGCGUUGAGGAUGAUCUCAAUAGAGAAUGAGUUUUGUUCUCUAAUACCUAUUUUGUCUUUAUUCUCUUGUUUGUUCAUUAUUACUGAUUUAUGUGACUUGGGAUGAAUGAGUUAUUGCUGUGGCGAAGAAUCCAUACAUGCUAUUAAGAGCGACCAAUCAAUGUUGCUCAUACAGAGAAGACUUUUGAGGGAAGAGGUAUUAAGAAGUUGCUCUCUAAUAAUUUGGAGUUAGAUAAGGUUAGAUUUUUUGCAUUCUGUUGGAUGCCCCACGUUUUGGAGCAUUUAUUUUGCUUGUUUUCAGUAUUCAUUUAUAUAAGAUUUACACACAUACCACUCAAUUUUUUUAUGUAUUUACAUAUACAAAUAUAUCAUCUUACCUAUACAUAAAAGGCUAUAUUGGUGAUCUUCUGGUAUGCUAUGAAAGAUGUAAGUAUUAUAAAUGCAAAGAUUUAGGUGCUAUAUGCGUAAAUAUAUAAAGAUUUGGAUGGUACACUUAUAAGUGUGUGGUUCAGAGAAUAAUUGAAGAUAUAAAUCAACAAAAAAAAAGAGGAGCAUUUUCCAUGGUUUUCAAUAGAAUAGGGAAGAUUGACAUUGCUUGGUAGAGCGGACAUUUACGUUUGCUGCUCUUGAAGAGGCAGCCGCUACAAUUAAGCCUUCAAAAUUUGCAAACAUAUCAUGCCAUUCUUUUAGAUUUUCAUACAUGCCCCUCGAUCCUUAUUUGCUUACAUAGCUAGUACCUAAACUUUCAAUUCUUACAUAUGUCAUCUUACCUAUGGACGAAAAUGUGCAUUUUGCCUUUUAAGAAUUAAAAUAUUGGUAUGUUUGACUAAUGGGAGUUGUGGCGGAAUGAAUAAAAAAAUGGUAUGUUCGAGAGGAUCUUAAAUACAUGAAUGACAUGCGUGUACAAGGUAAGGUGGAAAUUCAGGUGUUAGUAAUGUAAACUCAUACAGAUGGAAUGAUAUGCAUAUUCGAUCCUUGUGUAUUCACAUGUCUAACACCUAAAAUUUAACUUUAACACGCGUAUCACUCGAUUCUUAUUUGUUUACACAUCUAGUACUUAAACUCCACUCAUUAACUGUAUGCCAUCCAAGCCUUUUUAAUUACAAUCAUGCAUUUCAUAUAUUCAAAUUUAAUGAAUUAAUUCUCAUAUCAACUUCUCGGUGCGCCUUUGCGAGGUAAGACUGGUCGUGGUCGAGAUAUGGGAUGAUUACAAGGGUCACUUUAAAGCGGGUGAAUCAAACUACACCAAUCAUCGUGUCGGCCAUCUCGCUGUCGCUCACUCGCUCCGUUUCUUCUCAAUCAGCCAUUAGCCAUUGUGUUCUUUCACUCUAGUUUUACGGGAUUCGGAGGGAAGCUUCAGCGGUUCGUGUUCAGAUUUCGUUGGAUUUUGGCGGGGAAAGUUGGAGGAUUGUUGUUUUCUGGGAGGUGGAUUAGGUUCUUUGUUUUGGAUUUUGAUUCGUGGAUUUUGUAAUUUAAGUUUUUGAGGUGCGGUCAGGAUGCCGAGGAGUUCUCACCAAAAAUUGCACCGGUCGCAUAAGCGGAGUGGCAGAGAUGGGACGGAGCGUUCAGACUCUGAGGAUGAUGGGAGUUCGAGGAAUCGUACGCUGAGAUUGGUGGAAGCUGGUGCUGGUUCUGGGACUAGGGUUUCGAGGGAUGGGGAUACGGAGAAGUGGAAGGGUUCUUCUUCGAGGCAGGUAUCUUUGGAGAAGGACAGAGGUGGCUCUAAAAAUGGGGAUUUAUCAUCAGGUAGGAAGCGGAAAGAGAGAGAGGACUCUGCUACGUCUGAUAGGUGGAAUGGUAGCGGAAAAGAUAAUGGGCUUCCUGAGACGAGUUCUAAAGAGGAGGAUUGUGACCGCUUGUAUGCGCAGAAGGUGGACAAGUCAAGGUUUUUAACUGUUGAAUCGAAGAGCAAGUCUAGUAUGAGGCGCGAGCUUUCUACUGAUAGGUAUGUUGAGAGUAGCAACAAAACUGAGCCAGUGAAGAGGAGAUCAGAGAAGGAGCAUACCAGAAGAGAAUACAGGGAUGAUAAAGAGAGGGACAUGGAUCACCAUUCAGAGAGAGAAAAGGAUAGGGAAUGUGCAUCGGAGAGGGGCAAGAACGGUCAGGAUUCGAGGUAUGGAAGGUCUGAUGAGACGGAGAGCAAGAGCCAUCGUUCCAGGAGGACGGUUAUUGAGGUGGAGUUGAAAGACAAGAAGGAUAGUACUGAAAAUCAAGCUCAAGAUGAUUUGAAAAAUGCGGUGUCAGAAAAAGAUUCUGAAAAAUUUAUGACAAAGAGGAGAAAAGGGCUGCAUGACAGGAGGUUAUCUUCUAGUGAUUAUCACAUUAAGAAUGGUAGCCAUAAAAUUGAGGGGCACAAGGAUGAGAGGUAUAAAGAUGAGAAGUAUCAUGAUAAAUAUUUCAAGGAACUUGAUAGGGAUCAAGGAGACCGACGGCAUCGUGAUAUCCGCCGAAGAGAAGAGCCCUCCUCUAGAGAUUACAUCAGUGAUCGGCUCGAGAGUAAAUCUGUCAGAGAUAGGGGCAAGCAUGUCGAGAGUAAUAACAAAAGUAGGCUUCAUGAAAGCGAUCGUGAACUCAGUCCACAUGCUGAUGACCAUGGAAUCAAAAUGAGAGAUAACAACAGGCUGCGAAAAAGAUCUUCUAAUGAAAUUGAUGAUCAUUAUGGCUUGGGAAAAAUAAGUACGAAGAAAUCUCGUCCUAAUAUUGAUAAGGAUGCAUCAAAUUCAAGUAAAUUUGAUCAUGGUCAUCGAGGCAAGGUUGAGACUUUCUUAGGUCAUUCGCUUUCAAGGAGUUCCUUGAGCCCAAAGGCUCAUAGUUCCAAAGAGCAAAUCAGACGUGGCUUAAAGCAAGCAAAAUCUACACACGGAGAACCAGCACGUGACGGCAGAGUUGAUGACCGUGAUAGAAUUUCAGUAGUUCAUGAGAGAGUUUCUGAUUCUCUUUCUUUAGAAAAGCCCCAGCAUAGAGAUCGAGUAAACUCAGUUGAAAGAGAACGACAAUUGGUUUCAAAUAACCUAAGUAUGGAGAACAAUUCUCUACCAGAGUUGCAGACUUCUGAGCAUGCUUCUGGUAGCCCCCCACUCUUUAAGCGACCUAGAUAUCUCUCUAGCAGCUCACCUGGUCAUCAUCUUCCUCAGCCACCUAUGAGACAUGGGACAAACAGUUCUUCCCCUUAUGAGGAUGAAACGAGGGUAACAUCUGGGAACCAUAGAUCCAACAGCCGGUACAGGAGUAGUGAUCCAAACAUGGAAAGAGGGCCGGGUGGGGCUUGGAAAAAUGGCCCACAUUGGCCUGCUCCAUUUCAGAAUUCUUUCUUCCCAUUCCAACAUGGGCCUCCGGCUUCCGCAUUCACUAUCCCACCUUUUCCUCCAGCAUUCUACGGUGCGAGGCCAUAUAUGGAAAUGAAUCAUGCUCGGUUUCCCUAUCAAAUGCAUGAGAUGGCGGGCCGGUUUCCAGGCCAUAGCCCUCCAUUUGGAUGGCAUCAUCCGGUAGGUGAUUCGUGGCUGCCACAAAUGAAUGGUUGGGAUGGUGGUAGUUCGCUAUAUCGGGGCCCCGAUUGGAGUUGGAAUAGUUAUCCAAUACAUGGACAGAGUUCGGAGUUGAACAUUGAAAUGUCGAAGGGACCGAGUUCGAGCAUGUCCGAGUUUUCGUCUCAUCUGGAGCAAACAGAUGCUGCUGCUGAUUCAAGGCUCCCAUCGGAUGCUGCUGCUCCUUCAAGGCUCCCAUCGGAUGCUGCUGCUCAUCCAAAGAAAUUAAAUGAUACGUCAAAUAAAAGAUCUAUGAAAGCCUACCUAGAAUCAAAUCUUAGUAGGGGUUUUAGCAUUCCGACAAAGUCCUAUGAUGGUCAUAGGCGCAAUUUAGGUAGUUAUUUAUCCAAAAUUGAUAUUUCUGAAGAUCUUACACACCCUGAACUGUAUAAAGAGGUCACAGAUCUUCUUGCGUCUGGUAACUUAGCUGGUUCUAAUAAUGUUUCCAAGGUUGAAGAUGCAGAGAAUAAUAGAAUUCUAAUUUCUAAAAAGUUAUCAAUUCCACAAAGCACUCUGCUACCAGGUGCUGCUGAGGCUUCUUUUAAGAGAGCCAUGUCGGUUUAUGAGAAGCAGAAGUGUAGAAGGCAUUUGAAGCCCCCUCCCCCUCCUGCAGCCGUUUGCCCAAAAGAAGCAGACGUUUCUCUUGAAGCUCCUGUUGAGGAGCCCUCAACCGUUAAUGAUAACAGUGCUUCCACCCUCGCCGGAGAAGAAGGUAAAAAGUCUAUUAAUGGUGAUGCCGGCGGCUCACCUGCUCUCAUGGAAGUGGAAAAUAUUGAAAGUCCUGAUGUUGAUGUUCUGGAAAGUUCUCGUACUUGUGAGGCUAUGAUGCCAGUUUGUAAGGGGAUGAAAUGACUCGGGUCAUUUGGAAAGUGAUUAAAGAUAAGCUUAUUUUACCAUUUUUGGACUUAGAUAUUAAGUACUUUGAUCUUGGAAUUCUUAAUCGUGAAGCUACACAUGAUCGAGUCACGG
Messenger RNA from Phalaenopsis equestris, 4996 nucleotides. Its product is annotated as isocitrate dehydrogenase [NADP]. Gene Ontology annotation, biological process: isocitrate metabolic process. NCBI's taxonomy places the organism in Eukaryota, Viridiplantae, Streptophyta, Magnoliopsida, Asparagales, Orchidaceae. Gene Ontology annotation, cellular component: mitochondrion. The transcript is spliced from 10 exons. Bases 2000 to 4879 code for a protein of 959 amino acids. Gene Ontology annotation, molecular function: NAD binding; magnesium ion binding; isocitrate dehydrogenase (NADP+) activity. The record is from RefSeq and is a predicted model, not a curated record.